AUGUCCAUGGCGUUGGAAAAAACUCAGUCAUUUUCUCUCGACAGCGGACACUAUACAGCCCUGGCCUUCGUCCUCGCCGUCUGCAUCCCACAGGUCCCCCAUGGGACUGCAAUCCGCUAUGGAGUAUUCCUUCUCCAGAUCACUUGCGCAGCACUGGCAUUUCUUGCUCCCCCACCUCCAGUUAUAGACCGGGCCUUCCUCUACUCGUCGGGUGUGCUCAUGGGCAACCUGCUGUUUCGCUACUUUGACCGACUUUACACGACCGUCCCCGAGAAGACAUUCCACCGUGUCAUCAAGCAUCAAAUCCCCGAAGACGCAGCCAGGCUUUCAGUAUCUGAGCGUCUUGUCUGGGCGCUGGAACUUUUCAGCGUUACCCGUGGGAUCGGCUGGAAUUGGCGCGUCGGCGGCAUUCCCAAGUCUCCAACGCCAACAACCAGGGGUCAAUUCGCCGCAUCCCAACUCAUCAGAUGGAUUGCCAUGUACACGGGUCUGCACCUCGUCAACGUGAGCUGUCAGCUCGUCUUGUCAAACCAGAAACCCACCACCUCAUUCGCCGAACAUUUGCAAACAUACGCCCUCAUAGUAGGUGGCUGCGUCAUCACAAUAUACAGCCAUUUCGCUAUUGUCAUACUUCCGCUCUCAGCUCUCUGUGUCGGUCUCCAAAUUGGUCCUCACUCCUGGCAGGAUGCUUCCUCAUGGCCACCUAACUUCGCUGAUAUUCGCGAAGCAUACAGCAUUCGCCGCUUCUGGGGAUACACCUGGCACCAGCAACUGCGACGACAGGCAGGUGCGCCCGGUGCAUAUAUCCUCGGCUUGCUGCCAGAUAGUGUAAGGAUGUCUAAACGGACUUCGAUUCGACUGGGGAGACGGUACUGGCUUCUCUUGAUGAGCUUCGUCGUUUCGGGAUUGAUUCAUGGGUGUGGGACCUACCAAGUGACACGAGCAUUUGGCCUGCCAUUCUCUGAUGGUGGGGAACUACAAUAUUUUAUGUUACAGGGAGUGGCCAUCAUGGCUGAGGAUUUGUGUUGUUGGGGUUUGGGUAUUGAUGAUCGGGGAGCAAAGCCUAGGUGGAUGCGGCGGUGGGUAGGAUAUGCGACCACGUUGUCUUGGUAUGUUUGGAGUCGCGUGUACUUGAAGGGCGUACCGGUGGCGCUGGCGAUGGGUAUUCACCAUGAGGCAGGGGACUUAUUCGCUGCGUUGGAACUGGUUCAACAGUCUGCUGCAGCGGUGCCGGGGAAUUUCGUGGCGAGGGCAUGGGAGUUGAUACGGUGA
Molecule: messenger RNA, 1272 nt
Organism: Penicillium digitatum Pd1
Lineage: Eukaryota; Fungi; Ascomycota; Eurotiomycetes; Eurotiales; Aspergillaceae
Product: wax synthase family protein
Biological process (GO): lipid metabolic process
Source: RefSeq, a predicted model, not a curated record